GGAUCAGGGAUGCCGCUGGUGUAUAAACCACUGAGAGACUCGCCGUUGCGAAUUUGCAAUUUUUCAUUGCCCUUUGGAAAAAGGCAAAAACUGUCCGCCUUUGGGACUGGAUCUCCUAAGGGUGAACCAGGCGGUUGACUCUCAGCUGACAUCUUUCUGGCGCCCCCGCAAUCUCUUGUCUCCUGCGCAUCCCCAAGAAACACCAGGCACGAAGGCAUAGUUAGCCGGUGCGUUGCGCCGUCCCCACACAAUCCUUAUCCCGCUGAGCGGUGACUCUUGAAAAGUUUUUAUGGGCUGAUAGCUCUACCUCCCGUCCCAACCUCGCAAAGAGCCUCACACGCUUUCCUCCUAUCCCAGAUCCCCCGCACGUCCUCCACCACCCAGAAUGGCAGACACCAGACAUAUUUCGUACGGUCGCGGGGGCGCAGGGAAUAUGUCCCGGAUCUCGCCCGCACCCGAAACCGUCGGGGACAUGUCCUGCCCAACAAUCAAAGCAGAAGUCUACACCACCGGCCGAGGCGGCUCCGGGAACAUGGUCUCCAACGAUGAUCCUGAAAUCACAAGGGCAAGGCAAGAUGUUGAUGUUCCCCCGCCAGUUGUGGCGGGAACAGCCGACGAGGGAUGGUUUCACACCGGAAGAGGCGGCGCAGCAAAUAUCUAUUAUCGCUCCACUCGCGAUAUCAUCCACUCCGGGGACGACGCCACUGCACACGCUCCCAUCGAAAAAACCGCAAGCAACUCCAGCAGCCUCGAGCGCAAGAAGACAGACAGCAGCCUCGAACGGAUCAAAUCAGCCAGCCAGGAAGAGAAAUCGCGGAAGCAUCCCUUCGCGCAGUUCUUUGCACCCGGGCAUCAUCGCCGCGAUCAAGAGGAUCGUGAACGCUCGAAGAGCAAAGAUCGAGACAACGUUUAGGUGCCAUCUGGCAUAUGCUGUGUGACGAUUAUCGGACCGUUGUUAUUCGUAUUCCUCGUCUAUGGAUUUCGAACUGACUUGUGUCGCGAUCUAGGCCUGUGUGCCCGAUCUAGUCUAGACUGGUUCUGUGUAUAUGCCUUGAUAUAUGAUAUUCAUGUUGGUAUACAUAGGUUUUCAGGAGUUUUGCCGGCAUAUUUUUCCCUUUUUUUUUGGUUUUACUGCUGUUGUUUCUCCAAGUUCAUGUAUACAUGUACUUACGAAUGUUUUAAUGCGGGGGGUUGAUGGGGUCGCUCUCUUCAUUUCACUUCACUCUUUAGAUCCAUUUUCCUGUGUCUCCUGAGCAUUUCUAAUGUUGGUGAUACUGCAUGGAAGGCUUAAAUAGAUUCUCUGACCAGUAUCAAAAUCGAUGCGAUAGGUUAUAUUUACCUUUUUUUUAA
This is a messenger RNA of Coccidioides immitis RS, 1350 nucleotides long. RefSeq lists its product as uncharacterized. The record is from RefSeq and is a predicted model, not a curated record. Bases 386 to 913 code for a protein of 175 amino acids. NCBI's taxonomy places the organism in Eukaryota, Fungi, Ascomycota, Eurotiomycetes, Onygenales, Onygenaceae. The transcript has 3 exons.